AUGAUGCUACGCCAUUAUCAAAAUGAAUGUAAAAUAUUUCUUGAUCAAGUUCGUAGUGGUGAAGAACAAACUAAAGUAUUAAAACAUGCAUAUGAAAUUAGUCGUCAAGUUCAUACUGAAGUAACAAAAUUAGAUAUAGCCUUUACUGGUCAACAUAGUAAACAUAUACAAUAUUUAAUUCGAGAAUUUAAACGAUUUGUUGGUAAUUUACUUUAUGCUGGAUGUCUCUAUUCACAAUUACAAUAUGGUGUUCGAGAACCAUUUAGUGAAUAUCUUGUGGGUAUUGAAAAUGAUAUAAUUGAUUCACGUUUACCAAGAAGUGAAUCUGAUUUACUCAAUUUAUUAGAAAUAUGUAAAAUGCAAUUAAAAAGUCAUAGUGAUGCACUUCUCUAUCAAACAUUACAUAUUGCAUUUACGUUUAGUUCGAACUCAUUUAGUCUAUUUGAUGAAAUUAAUCGAUCUGUAAAAGAAUUAAUUCAACUUGUUUUACCAUCUGUUCAUUUAAUUAGUCGUUCAUGCUUAACAAUUCAUACAUUAAUUCAAAAAAUAUGUCAAAGUGUAACCGUUGAAGAAGGUGAAAUAUUAAAACAAAUAUGUGAAGAUUUUUCAAAAUUUACUGAUGAAACAUGCGAAAUUAAUAAUCAAAGUAAUUUUAUUAAUAAACAACUCGAAUCCCAUUUAUUCAAAAUAAUAUGGCAAAAUAUUGAUCAACUUGUAAAUAUUCUUGUUAAAAAUCGACCAGCAAUGAAAACUUUUAAUGAAAAUCUUCUUAAUCGAUGGCAUAGAACAAUGAAAGAAAUCUUUCGUGGAUUUAUUCAAGCACGUAAAUUUAAUAUUCAACGUCAACUUGAAUGGAAUCAACGAAAUGUUAAACAACUUAGUACAUUAUUAAAUAUUGAAGAUGCAACAACAAAUACGAAAACAAAUUCUAUAUAUCGAUUAGCUGAUAUUGAACGAGAACUUCAACAAAAAACUCGUCUUCUUGCAAAUGUCGAUGCUGAUCAUCGAUUGACGCGUUUAACACGAUUACAACAUCUUGAAAUUGUCUAUCAACUUACUAUUGGCGGAAUCGAUAAUUUAGAAUCGAUACUAAUGAAUGUGCCUAUUCAUCAUAUGGAUUCAUCAUCCUUUUUUAAAUUAUUAAAUUCAACACGUGAAUUAUACAACGGUAGUGAAAUAAAUCUUGUUGAGCAACCUCUGAUUCAUUUUAUUAAUGAUGAUUCAAUGUUUAAAAAUUCUUUUCAAUUACUCGAUGGAAUUUAUCGAUUAGAACAAAGUGUAUUUCAAGAUCUUUAUGAAGUUGCCAAAGUAGAAAUGGAAAAUCAUUUCAAUAAAUUUCAAGAUUCUAUUAAGUUUGAAUCAAUUUUCGAUAUAGUUAAAUCGAAAACCAAUGAGUGGAAUAAAGCUGGAGAGAAUUUUAUUUGUUUACGCAAAGAAAAACGAAAAAAAAAAUCAUAUAAAUAUAUAAAAACUUGUAUUCAAUCCGCUAUGAAUAUAAAAAAUAUUUUUUCAUACUUACCAUUUGUUAAUCUUUCCAGUUCUCAGAUUGAUAUUGAUGGAUUGUUUCAGGUUCAUGCUAGUGAAAUAUUAUUGUAUAUAGCACAUCAUCAGAAAGGUAAUGACCUUGCCUUUUCGUUGGCACCUCAAGAAGAAGUGAGGAAUUUUAUCAAUCUUCAUGGUCGUUAUAAAAAUUCGCUUAAACUAAGUCCAAUAGAUCAAAUGUUUUCUCUAGUAUCUGGAAAUAUUCCAUGGCUUCUAAUUAAAUCUUCGAAUACUUCUUUAAUUGGAAUCGAUUUACAGCUGUUGGUUGAAGAUGAUCAACAACCUGAGGAUAAUAUCCCCCAUAAUCAACCAUUACCCGAUACUUCCAUCAAUACUAAUACUCCAAUAAUCAUCGAAGUAAAACCAAAAACGGCUAAGUACAAUAUUAUCUCUGAAAUACCAGUUUCUCUAACAUCCAACGAGACUACAGUUAAAAUAUUCAUUUCGCUACCUAAAAUUGAUGCCAUCAGUAUUAAGAUAGACAAUAAACAAGUAUUCCAGAUGGAAUGGCGGAAAUUCACCGUACAUCAAUGCCAGCACAACAUUAAUCAACAUUUGAAAAUCCAGUAUUUUCAAAGCUAUAAGGAAUUCUAUGUAACUAAAUUGACUUUAAAUUCUCAGUCAAUGACUGAUGUUCCACUUGCAAAUGAAAUCAAAACAAAUCUAACCGAUUUAGAAGAACAAAUUAGUAAUCAAUUGAACGAAAUGAGUGAUGAUGAAGCAUGGAAAAGAUUAAUUGCCAAUAACACAAUGCAAAAAUUCAAUAGUAACAUGAAUCAAAUUGUACAAUUGAGUCGAUGUUUACGUUUAGCUUCGAAUGAUUUAUCAAAUUCAACAAAUAUUUAUAAUCUAUUCAACAAAUUGCCUAAACCAGAAAUACAAAAUAAAUUGUUAGAUCUGAUACCAUUCAAAGAUUUUUCAGCGGUAGCACAAAAUAUGUAUAUUGUAGAUGACGUCGAACCAGCUUUAGAGUACGAAUUUAGUCGUGUAUGGACUCGAUCAAUGGAUCAUUCAUUUCAAUCGAUUAUUAAAUGUCGUGAUCAAGUCUAUUCAGACAUAUAUUUGUACGUCGAUCAAUUACGUUUAAAUAAAUGCCAACUCUUUCGAUUGUAUACUUGUGCCAAUACAUUGUCAAAUAAUAUGACUAGUAGUAUUCAAUCGGAUUUCAAUGCGAUGUUAGUAGAAUGUACUAAAUUUUGUGAACUUAAAUAUUUGGAUAGAUCAGAAUAUAUACAACAUUUUGAAGAAUGUCAACGUCUCAUAUAUGAAGCACAACGAAUUUAUCGUACAAUGAAACGUUCAUCGAACAAUUGGGCAGAAGUAAAUGAUCUUUUUGAUUUAUCAUCAUUUAAGAUUGAAACAAAUCUUAGUAAUGCUUUUAUUUAUUCACAAAUGAGUCGUGACACUCACAUGUGGUUAGUUGAAAAUAUCGGAACGGAUACAACACCAACAAUAAUGACAUGUCAUCCGAAGCCAGCUAUACUUGAUUUUGGUGUUGUACUUCCUGGUAUUCAUCAACGAAUGAUACAACGAAUAUAUAUUCAUAAUGAAGUUGAUCGUGAUUUAAAAGUAAAAAUCGAUCGAAGUACGAAACCAACGGAUACACCAUUUGAUGUUACGACUGAUAAUCUACAAUUAGCAUCGGGUGAUAUUUGUGAAUUAGAAGUUAUCUUAAGACCACCGACAAAUAUUUGUAGUCUGAAAGAAAAUUGGGAUCUUAUUGUUGAUGAUCAAACUGAACUUUCGAAUACACUUCAAGCACAAGCAGAAAUCGUUGAAAUCGAUCUUAAAAUAUCAGCAGAGACAAUUGAUUUUGGUUUAGUAUCUUGUAAUAGUCAUCGAAUAGUAGAAAAUAUUCAAUUGGAAAAUAUUCUUCCAUAUCCAGUUCGUGUUAAAGCACAACUAAAACUACCAGAAACUAAUCAAUAUAAUUCAGUUCUAACAAUAGUCAAUAAUGAACUCACUAUACCAGCUAAAUCUAAAAUAUCUUUUGGUAUAGCAUUGGAAGCAUCGAAAAAUAUCGAAGAAGACAUUGAAGCAGAUAUUUUUCUGGCAGUAGAUUCACCUAAAAAUAUCAAAGCAAUUAGAAUUAAUGCUAAAAUUCGACAACUUUCACUAGAAAUUCAUUAUCAAGGUCGAGCAAUUAACAAAUACCAAUCUCAAUAUACUUUAACUAUGAAUAAUUUCUAUAAAGGCGAACGACGAACUUUACCUAUUGAAUUUUUUAAUAAUGGACCUAUUGAAUAUACGCUUCGUCUAAGUUCUCAAUCACUAAAAUCAUCCAUAAAUGAAUUAAAAUUGCCAGUCGAUAAAAAGGAAAAUGUCAAUAUAGAAAUUUAUAUGCCUAACGACCAUAUUUCACAAUCAUUUAUUCUUGAGAUUGGACUUCUCAAUAACAGACAUCAGUAUUAUUUGAUGUUACAAGGUGAAAUAGUUGAGCCUAAAAUGACACAUACAACUUCUAAUCCACAAAACAAGCAUAUAAUACAUAUUAAUCAAAAAGGUCAAAUGGAACUCAUUCAAGAUAAAAAUCUCGGUACUAUACAACCGGUUAGUCGAGAAGUAAAAUUCAAAAAUACAAGUAAAGCAACAGCAACUUUUCACUUCUUACAAAUUACCAAUGCACAAGAUUCAUCAUUGCCAUUACCAUCACGUUUCAAAAUUGAUCCCGACAAUGUUAUUAUACAACCAAAUGGAAAUGUAUCAGUACAAUUUAUUUAUUAUCCAAUCGAUUUACGACCAUUCAAUGCUAACGUUCAACUUCAAUCAAAUACUUCACCUCAUCCUAUCAAUAUGCCCUAUAGUGUAGAAUAUCAUACGCCUAUUUUACGAACAACACCAUACAGUGUUAUCGAUAUUGGAUUAAUUAAGCCAGGUACUAUUUCGAAAAAAGAAUUCUUAAAAAUUAAUAAUAUCGGCAAAAAAGAACUGCGUUUUGAAAUCUGUCGAUUAAGUUGUCAAGAGAAAUUCGUACAAACAAUUGAUAUAAAAAAAACAGGAUCGAAACCGAAUUCACAAGAUUCCAAUCAAGCGAUUAAAAUCCCUCAAACUGGAUCUACUUCACUCGAUAUCAAUAUUCAAUGUGAUCAAGUCGAUUUACCAUCUGAAUAUGAUAUGAUUAGACUAUUCGAAUUUGAAUUAGUAAGUCUAUGCGAUCCUGUUAUUGAUGUUGAUAGUAAACUUGAUAAUCGCCGAGUGAUAAUUAUCAUUAUUGGACAUAUGAAACCAUUACCAGCAUUUGUUCUAACUUCAGAAGAAAAUCCUAAAGAAUGGUCUUCACUUGAAUUAUUACCUUCACAAUGGCUUCAUUAUUUUAGUCAACAAUACAACAUUUAUCAACCAUAUACAUCAUUAAUAAUUCUUACUGCUAUUGCUUAUAUAUGUGGCUCACAAAAAACAAAAGAUAAUAAUUUACCAUUGACAUUAGAUGAUUGGGCAAAUUUUUGUUCGAAUCUCAAUUCAGAUACUACAAAGACAUCUCAAAAACAAUUGAAAUUAAAUGAAUUUGAUGAUAGGAACACAAUUGAUCUUGCUGUUGAUAAUAUAAUUAAAUAUCUUCGAUUUUCAUUGAAUAAUUAUAUUUCAUUUUUUCAAAAUUCCAUUUUAUAUCAUGAUUCAUUUGCAAAUAAUGAUGUCGUACGACUUCAAAUUUUUAGUGUUAUUAAUUCCGCAGCUAAUGUUGAUGAAGCUUAUACAAUGCAACUUUAUGCAACAAAAUUUUGCGAUAUCUAUCAAAAUUCUUCACCUGAAAAUGCAUCACAACAAGCUAUUAAAUUUAUCUAUCAAUGUAUUGCUAAUGAUAGUGCAAUGUCAGAAGAAGUACGUAUCUUUAGUAAAUUUAUUCGUGAUGCAGCUCGUCCUUCGACAACAUUCAAUGUACAGGAAGAAUUAAAAAAACAUAUUUCAUCCACGAAUACAUUUGGUGAAUUAUUAACUAUGAUGAAUAAUUCAUUUAAUCUUAAAUGGAGUAUACUCUUUGGAUUAUUUUCUGAUAGAGUAAAAACUAUUUUAGUUAAAUUAAUUAAUGCUGAUUAUCGAGCACUAUUAGAAAUACAUUUAAAAUUAGAAAGUGAAAAAGAAAACAAUACUUUACAAGGAUCAUUGUUGAAUUUAAUGAACAAAGCACAUAAUCUAUGGAGUUCAUUAACUGAAACUGAUAAAUUCGAGUAUUUUGUAUUGAUUUUUGGCGAACAUAAAACGUUAUAUGGAAUAAUAGCAUUCAUUUUUCAAAAACUUAUUCCAACACUCGAUUUUUCACCGAUAUGGGAUGUCUUUCUGAAAGAGUAUGUGCAUGAAAUUCAACAAGCACUUGGAAAAAUCUCACAUAUUUCACCUUAUGAUUACCAUAAUUUCGUACAACACAGGCGUAAUUUUCGACAAUCUUUACAAAAAUAUACAUCGGAUGGCUUAAUGCUUUCUAAUGGUAAUGUUGAAAAUUAUUGUAAUAUUUUAAAUUAUCUUGUGCCACUUACUCACAAUCAAAAAAUAUUCAUUAAUGAAACUAUUAAAAUUAUUUGGAAUAUAUUAUGUGAAGCAAGUAAAUCGCAAACGACUAUUGGCAGUAUUGUUAUUCAAAUUCUUCAUCUUCUUCAUGUUCUUGAUGAAGAAAAGAAUUGGUCAUCUAUAAAAGACUCGUAUUAUCAACAUUAUAUGAAACCAAAUUGGAAAACUAUGCUUAAAUUUAUUUUAACGAUUGGUUAUGAUAAUGAAAUUAUUUCAUAUAUUAAGAAAUUAACAAGUGCUCAUACAGAAGAAACUAUGACUAAUUUAAUUUCAGAAAUCGGUUGUUUAAUAUCGACAAAUGAUGAGUUAAUUUCAUUUAAUAAAUAUCAAUCUUCAAUUAAAUCUCUAAAAUUGAAUAUGGCAUCAACUGUUGAAUUAUUAGAAAAGCUUCGAAAUAUUGUUCCACAAGAACUUGAAGAACAAAUUGAAGCAUAUUUAACUAUUAUACGUCUACCAAAUAUAAGUACAAUUAACGAGGAAGAUCAAUAUCAAAUACUUGAUAAUAUUAUUAAUUCAUGGAGAAGAUUAUUGAAUAUUAAAGAAGCCGAUUUACGACGAUUAUUCGAAACGAUUUCAUCCAUUCUUACAUCAUUUCAUGGUCUUAUUGUUUAUCGUCAUAGUUCAUUAAAUAAAGCACUCUAUACAACAAGUUUAACAUCAGCACUUUGUACUUUGUCUAAUUAUCGCCAAAGAACACGUGAAAAAUUGGGCAUCGACUUAUCUACUAUUCAAUCAAACAAAAUUUCAUCGAUUCUUACAGCUAUUCAACAAACUCUUCUGAAAAUUCAACUGAAUCAAUCAAUUUCUUCAGCUGAAAGAAGCCAAGAUAUCUCAUCUCUUUCUCCUUCAUUAUCUAAUUCAAGAUCAGCAUCAACAAAUGAAAUAACAUCUAAAACAACAUCUACAAAUGAAACAAUAACAUCAACAGAAUCCAUUCAAACUUUUUUGUAUUCGACGGAUACAUUAAAAAAAAUGCAAGAUUCCGUAACAAAAUAUGUUCAAUCACCAUUGUGUUCAUCGUUUUGUUUUAGUGAAUCAGAUAAAAUUCAUGCUAUUGUUAUUAAAGCACAUGAUUAUUGUUCACAAGUAACACAAUGGUACGGUAUUUUUACAACGUUUAAUGUUCUCGUUCAUAAUCAAUCGAACAUGAAUAAUUUAAAUCAAAAUGAAACUGCUCAUAAUAUUGUUCUACAUGGUCUACAAUUAUUACGUGAUCUUGUUAUAAUUAAAAAAAUUCUUGAACCUGUCUUUUCAGUAACUGGUAUUCGAUUUUUAAAUAAAGAUCUUAGUCGAUUAGAAAAAUGUUUUCUUUCAUUAUCACUUGAAAAUUAUUUUCAAUUACGAGAAACUUUACGACAAUUAAAUAUUGAUGUUAGCAGUGUUAUUAAUGAUUUUCCACCACCAUCAAAAACUCGUCCACGAAAAGGUGAAUUAAAUAAACGAAAAAUAUUCGAUAUGUUAGAACCAAAUGUUUCAAAAUCACCAACAACAUCAGAAAAUCAAACACAAACUACGAAAAAUGAUGAUACACCAUUGACUUUAGAAGAUUGGCGAGCAACAACACGAAAUGAAAAUUCUGAACAAGCUAAAGAUAUGCUAGAAUUAUCGAAAUCAAAAUCAAAAUCAAAAUCUAAUACACGUAAAACUGGUGGCGGAUCGAAAAAAACCUUUCUAUCAAAAAUAGAAAAUUUGGCUAAAGAAAUAUCGUCUCAAAGUCUAACUAAAGUCAAUGUAUCAACAACAAGUCAUACAAAUGAUGGAAAACAAAGUACAUGGAAUGAUAUUGAUGGAUCAGUCGAUUUUAAUAUUGAUUUACAAAUGAAAGCCAUGCAAGAACAAUUAAAAAAACAACCAAAUCUACUUGAAUUAUAUGAAUCAAUUAAAACAAAAGGAAAACGAACUCCACCCGAUGGUAAACUUGAUAAUCGUGCUGCACUUGCUUCAAUAAAUCAACGCGAUCGAUGGACAUAUCAAUUACUUGUUGAAACACCACCUAUUGCUCGAAUGAUAAAUUUAAUUAUAAAAGAAUUUCGUUCAAAAUGGGAAACAUUAAUUAAUAAUAUUAAUACAAAUGAACAACAUGAACUUCAUUGGUGUAUUAUGAUUGAUAAUUCAGGUUCAAUGAGUAUUUAUCGAAAUUCAAUUUAUGAAAUUCUUGUUAUACUUAUGGAAUUACAUCGUAAACUUGAGAGUAAAUUUGCUGUAGCACGUUUUGGUGGACGAAAUAAUCAGAAAAUGUUAAAAAAUGUGGCUGAUCGUUUUACUAUACAAGAUGGACAAUUUGUACUCGAAGCAUUAACAUUUGAUGAAGGUACAUAUCCCGCUACAGGUCUUGAUAAUAUUUCAAAUCGUGUAUUUGGUGUAGCAGAUGAAAAUAAACCAUCAAAUCCUCUUUUUCAUCGUCUUGUUUUAAUGAUUACUGAUGGUUUAACACAUGAUAAUGACGAUAAGACAUAUACAGAAACAAUUAAAAAAUAUGAUAUUAAUUUAGGUGUUCUAUUUAUUGAAACGGCUGGACAAAGUACAAGUCAAGUAUUAUUACGUGGUCUAAAACAAGCUCAACAUCGUAUUGUUCAUGCAAAUAAUAUUAGCGAAUCACCGAAAAUAUUAACACAAUUAAUGCAUGACAUGGUGAAAGCUUCAAUUAAAACUGAUAAUCACACGACAACAAGAAAUUCAUUUUCAACAAUCAAUAUUAAAAUACCUAGUAUACCUGAAACACCGUCUUUAUGCGAUACAAUUAUUCAAAAUUUAACAUACGAUUCGGCCAAUCCAACAUCAUAUAUGAUUAGUAGUUCAACAGCAAUAAUUCCUCGUUUAAAUCAAAGUCAAUCACAAUUAACAAGUUAUUUAUCAUCAACAACUGAAUACACUGAUUAUUCAUCGAAAGCAUUAAAUAAACUUCGUGAAUAUUAUCAUACAUUAAAAGUAUCAGCAAUGAUGCAAGAUAUAGAAAAAAAUUGGAUAUCAGCAGAAUAUCGUCUUUCUGGUGCUGUCGAAGAUGUAUCGACUGUACUCGGUGAUCUUGUAUUACCAUUUAAUAAAUUUACACGUCGUCGAGCAGCCCUACGUGGUUCAUCACUUUAUUUACCUGGUCUAAUAAAGGCCAUGACUAGUGAAUGGACAUAUAAGAAAAUAUUUAGUUCAAAAUUGGCCGGUGGUAAACGUGAUCAUGCUGUAUGUCUUGUUCUUGAUGUAUCAACAUCAAUGUUAGGUACACUUAGUACUGGUCUUAAAGAAGCAGUUAUAGUUCUUACAGCUGCUCUACGUAAACUUGAUUUAACUCAAUUCGGUAUUAUUAUAUUCGGUCGUGAAGUACGUUUGAUUAAAUCGAAUGAACAACCUUGGGAUGCAGCAACUAUUUAUACACUUGUAAAUGAACUUCGGUUCGAUCAAGAUGAAGAUACAAAAGAUGCAGAUGCUAUUGNUAAAUUUCAAGAUUCUAUUAAGUUUGAAUCAAUUUUCGAUAUAGUUAAAUCGAAAACCAAUGAGUGGAAUAAAGCUGGCGAGAACUUUAUUCGUUUACGUAAAGAAAAACGAACACAAAUACCAUUUAAAGAUAUAAAAACUCGAAUUCAAUCCAAUAAGACUCUACAAACAUUUUUUUCACAUUUAUCAUUUGGUUCUACUUCUACUUCUCAGAUUGAUAUCAAUACAUUAUUUCGGAUCUAUGCAAAUGAAAUAUUACUAUAUAUGGCAUACCAUCAGAUGGGUAGCGAAUAUGCCUUCUCUUUGGCACCUCAAAAAGAGGUGAACAAUUUCAUUCAAAUGCAUCAUCGUUAUAAAGAUUCGUUUAAUCUAAGUCCAUUGGAUGACAGUUUUUAUUCAUUAUCUAAAAAUAUUUCCUUUCUAUUAAUUAAAUGUUCGAAAGAUUGUAAUUUAUCUAGAAUCGAUUUACAAUUGUUGGUUGCAUGCAAUGAACAACCUGAAGAUUAUGUCUACCCUGACCUAUCAGCAAACGAGACUUCUCUCAAAACAAAUAUUCAAAAACCUAUUGAAGUAAAACAAAAAACGAUUCAGUACAAUAUUGUCGCUGAAAUACCAAUUUUUCUAACUGGAAAAGAGACUCAAGUUAAAAUACUGAUUUUAGUACCGAUAACUGAUGUUCGUAUUAACAUCAAUAAUGAACAAGUAUUCAAAAUGGAAUGGCGAGAGUUUGCCGUCCAUCAACGUGAUCACAACAUCAAUGACUAUUUGAAUGUGAAAUAUUUUCAAGUUCAAAAAGAUUUCUAUGUAGCUAAAUUAACUUUGGAUACUAAAUCGACGAAUGAUAUGCUAUCGUCAAGUGAAAUCGAUCGAAAUUUAAAGAAUUUGGAAGAACAAUUUAUUAAUCAAUUGAAUGAAAAAAGUGAUGAUGAAGCAUGGAAAAGAUUAAUUGCCAAUAACACAAUGCAAAAAUUCAAUAGUAACAUGAAUCAAAUUGUACAAUUGAGUCGAUGUUUACGUUUAACUUCGAAUGAUUUAUCAAAUUCAACAAAUAUUUAUAAUCUAUUCAACAAAUUGCCUAAACCAGAAAUA
Messenger RNA from Rotaria sp. Silwood2, 10563 nucleotides. Lineage: Eukaryota; Metazoa; Rotifera; Eurotatoria; Philodinida; Philodinidae. The record is from the annotation of a GenBank genome assembly.